This is a messenger RNA of Salvelinus sp. IW2-2015, 3938 nucleotides long. NCBI's taxonomy places the organism in Eukaryota, Metazoa, Chordata, Actinopteri, Salmoniformes, Salmonidae. The record is from RefSeq and is a predicted model, not a curated record.
UUGCUAGGUCUGACCGGCCCCAGGGUUAAAGGGUCAAGAGGGACGCAGCUCCAGUAUCCCUGGCUCUCGUGGUCCAAAGGGACACCAAGGGCCCCCUGGAGUCCCUGGACCCAAAGGGAUCAAGCUAUAUGCCCACGCUCCCUCCGAUUUGAAGGGGGAGACAGGGGAUCUGGGUGAGAAGGGCUGUAAGGGUUCACCUGGUUAUGCUGGCCAGGUCAACUUGAAGGAAAAAGGGGACCAGGGGGGCAUUGGCAGUGAGGGAAGACCGGGGAAGGAUGGGCGUCAAGGGCCCGCUGGAUAUGAGGGGAGAAAGGGGAAUCCCGUUUAGCAGGACCUGAUGGAAUACCUGGACCGUGGGGACAGAAGGGCGUCCAGGGUCAAGACGGAGACCCUGGGGAGGUGACCAUGAUUGGCUGUGACGUAAUUGGCCCAAAGGACCACCAGGAUUUACUGGCCCCCCGGGGCCCACUGGGUUACUGGUCCCCCAGGUGUCACUGGUUUCCAGGGGCCUCCAGGUCCUAACUACGGAGGAGAUCCCGACAAUCGGGGAGUGAAGGGCCACAGUGGGCCUAAAGGGGAUAAGGGGACCCAGGACCCAUCAUCCAGGGAGAGCCAGGCAGGGAAGGCUCACAAGGAACCACUGGAGACCUUGGAGCCCCGGGACCACCUGGAGAAUCAGAUUAUCUGAAGGGCCUUAUAGGACCUCCGGGGGCAAAGGGAGCCCAGGGAGAACAAGGGUACAGUGGCCAAUAUGGAUGAAAGGUGCGAAAGGGGAGGUCUGUAGUUUGUGUACGGGAAAAGGAUCUGGAGAGCCUGGACUCCCAGGUUCCCCUGGCCAGCCUGGACUCCCAGGCUUUAGUGCAGGACCAGGACCCCAAGGAGAGCCAGGAUUCAAAGGACCCCCGGGAUCACCUGGACAACAGGGUCUCCAUGGCCCUUCAGGUGUUCCGGGACGCCCAGGGCCAAAAGGAAAUUCAGGUUCCCGCAACCACCAGGGGAUAAAGGGAGAGAAAGGAGCCCCAGGACCAGCUGGCAGAUCAGGGCUGGACGGCCUAUACGGGGCCCCUGGCUUCCGUGGACGCAAGGGCCAACAAGGCCCUAAGGGUGAUCCAUACUAUGGGCCACUGGGUCUGAAGGGAGAUAUUGGUGUCCCAGGCCCUCCCGGACCGCAGGGAUACCCAGGACCAGACGGUUCACCAGGUCCAGUAGGCAUAGGACCGCUUGGUCCCUCAGGACCUAAAGGCAAUAGUGGGGUACCAGGUCUACCUGGUACACCUGGUUACCAAGGUCAGAAGGGCGAGCCCUGCAGCAGUGUGGCUGACCAGGGAGUCCCAGGCCUACCGGGAAAGGCAGGGCUGCCGGGCACACAGGGCCCCCCAGGUCCUCGUGGUGGUGCUGGUAACCCGGGGGAGAAAGGGGACCGUGGUGUAUUCUCCACCCUUGGAAGACGAGGACCCACUGGACAGAAAGGUGACAAAGGGCAGCCGGGACGCCCAAGUACCUCUGGAAGUGGCUGUCCUGGACGACCCGGCGUAAUGGGAUUCCUUGGGGCUCAAGGGCCAAAGGGUGAUGCUGGGUUUGAGAUCCUAGGUCCAGCCGGCCUUAAAGGUUUCCCAGGUGGUGUUGGGGCCCAGGGCCCUCCUGGAGAUCCAGGAGUACUGGGCCGACCAGGGAGUCCGGGACCACCCGGCCUCAAUGGGUCCUCAGGCCCCAAAGGAAGUAAAGGUGUAGAUGGUUCCCAAGGACCUCCUGGUUACGCAAGUACUUGCUGUACUGAAGGCCCAACCGGACCACCAGGGCUGUCAGGCAGACCUGGACCCCCAGGUGCUAAUGGAGAGAUUGGUUCGCGCGGGGACCCUGGCGCCCCGGGGUUUGGAAGUUCAGGCCCGGCUGGUGACCCUGGGCCCCCUGGGGCCUCCGAACCCGGAGUGCAGGGCCUGACUGGACAGAUGGGAGGCAGAGGGAGAGACGGGUUACCAGGUGUACCAGGUCCUAGAGGUGACCCAGGAAGACCUGGACCGGGCCCUGACGGCCCACCUGGAGCUGAAGGACCACCCGGUCCCAAAGGAUCGGUUGGCCCUGAUGGGGAGAAAGGUCACAGUGGUGUACCAGGCUGUGUGGGGGGCGACGGGCCCCCAGGCCCUUGUGGACCAUCAUCCAAUACAGUCAUACACGGGCCCCCAGGGGACCCUGGGAAACGUGGUCUGCCUGGUUUCCAUGGUGCUAAAGGACAUCCUGGAUAUCCUGGACCCAAAGGCAUUGAUGGGAGGGACGGUGACCCAGGAAAUGGGCCGAGAGGCUGUCCAGGUGAUCCUGGGGCUGAUGGACUGUGCUCAGGAGGACCAGGCCCAUCUGGACUCAGAGGAAAUAUGGGGCUCAUGGGUCUACCAGGGCCCCGUGGAAUAAAGGGAGGCCCGGGUUCCAAUGGAGACCCAGGACUAGACGGUACGCCCGGUCCAUGCGGGCCAAAAGGAACUAAAGGAGAGUCCAGUUGUGCAAAACCAGGCCUCACAGGAUCACCUGGACAGAAGGGUGAGCCAGCCUUGUAUAACAAACAUGACUCCAAAGGAAUGAAAGGCUCUCCUGGUUACGCAGGUCCUCCAGGCUCCCACGGACCCUCUGGAGCCAAAGGAGACCCAGGACAUCAUGGAGCCCGAGGUCCUGCCGGCCAACCAGGUACCGAUGGUCCCCCAGGCCUCCCAGGACUCCCUGCGUCACAUGGAGCUCCAGGACAACCAGGGUUACCUGGUCCUCCUGGUCCCUGUGGUCCUAAAGGUAACCAGGGUUACGAUGGCAUUCCUGGACCUGCUGGUCAGAAGGGAGAGACACUGAUUGUGGGAUCAACUCCUGGCCCACGUGGAAAGAAUGGACUGCCAGGUCCAAAGGGAGAUGUGGGUUUCCCUGGACCCACUCCUCCGGAGCCCCCAGGGUGUCCGGGAGAUCGGGGCCACCGAGGCAACGAAGGACCCCAGGGUUCUCGCGGGAGGCCAGGGUCUGGUGGUGUUUGUGUCAACGGGCUGAAAGGAGAUGCUGGUCCCAAAGGCAGCCCUGGGAGCCCUGGACAGCAGGGUCUGAAGGGAAAGCCAGGGCCUGGAGGCUAUGAAUGUAAAGGGGACAGGGGAGACCUGGGCGCUCCAGGGGGCAGAGGCUUGGACGGGCCCACAGGAGACGUCGGACCUCCAGGGCUACGGGGACCAGGAGCCAUCCCUGGACCUCCAGGACCAAUCGGUUCCCCAGGUCACCCUGGAACCCCAGGAGUCCCCGGUGAGAUGGGUGAUCCUAGUUAUAGCCCUGGCCCGAAAGGACCAAAUGGAUCCAAAGGCCGACCAGGACCACCAGGUUGUCCGGGGCUUAACGUGACAGUGAGACCCGAAAAGGGGGAUCCGGGCCCACCCGGUUACACCGGUAACCAGGGACCUCCAGGUCCCAGUGGGUCGUCAGGACAACCAGGAUUAACAGGGCCCCCAGGCCCUGAGGGUCAACAGGGACACAGCCCUCCAGGCUUGCCUGGCUUCCCCGGACGCAAGGGAGACAAAGGAUCGCCAGGACUGACAGGGAGGUUGGGCUUCCAGGGGAUUCCGGGUCAGAAGGGUUCUCUUGGCCCAAGGGGCUGCAACACGACAGGCCUGGCUGACAGUUUCCUGCUGGCCCGACACAGCCAGACCAUCAGAGUGCCUAACUGCCCGCAAGGCACCAUCCUCAUCUACUCUGGAUACUCUCUGCUCUUCAUCAAUGGCAACAAAAGGGCUCACGGACAAGACCUGGGCUCCGUGGGCAGCUUGCCUGCCUCGUUUCUCCACCAUGCCCUUCCUGUUCUGUGAACGGACAACACCUGUCGCUACGCCGCCCGCAACGACUACUCCUAUUGGCUGUCCACGGAGAAGCCCAUGCCACGCAGCAUGGCCUGAUCAGAGGAGACGAGAUCAGCAGCUACAUCA